This is a messenger RNA of Peromyscus eremicus (cactus mouse), 942 nucleotides long. It is a transcript of the gene Gp6, whose product is annotated as glycoprotein VI platelet. The transcript has 8 exons. The record is from RefSeq and is a predicted model, not a curated record. NCBI's taxonomy places the organism in Eukaryota, Metazoa, Chordata, Mammalia, Rodentia, Cricetidae. Bases 1 to 942 code for a protein of 313 amino acids.
AUGUCUCCAGCCCUACCUACUUUCUUCUGUCUUGGGCUGUGUGUACUGCGAGUGAUCCAAGCACAGAUUGGCUCAUUCCCUAAGCCUUCGCUCCAGGCUCAGCCCAGUUCCCUGGUGGCCCUGGAGCAGUCAGUUACUCUGCGGUGCCAGGGGCCUCGGGUCGUGGAUUUAUAUCGAAUGGAGAAACUGAAAUCCGAGGAGUAUAAAGAUCAAGACUUUCUCCUCAUCCCUCGCAUGAAAAUAAACAAUGCCGGACGCUACCGUUGCUCGUAUCAGAAUGGGAGUCACUGGUCUCCCCCAAGUGACCACCUUGAGCUAAUUGCUACAGGCAUUUACAGUAAGCCCUCACUCUCAGCUCAUCCCAGCUCAGCAGUCCCUCCAGGCAGGGAUGUGACCCUGAAGUGCCAGAGCCCCAAAAGUUUUGAUCAAUUUGUUCUAUACAAAGAGGGGGAUACUGGGCCUUACAAGGGAACCAAAAGAUGGUAUGGGGCUGAUUUCCUCAUCACCAAAGUGACUGCUGCUCACAGUGGGACUUACCAGUGUUACAGCUUUUCCAGCUCAUUUCCAUACCUGUGGUCAGCCCCCAGUGACCCCCUGGUGCUUGUGGUUACAGGAUCCUCUGCCACUCCCAGCCAGGUACCCAUGGAGGCGCCAUCUCCCACAACAGAAGCCUCCAGGAGACCUUCUAUCUUACCCACAACCAAGAUAUCUAUAACUGAGAAGUCUAUGAAUAUCACUGUCUCUCCAGAGGGGUCAAGCCCUCCAUUUGGUUUUUCCCACCAGCACUAUGUCAAGAGGAAUCUCAUCCGAAUAUGCCUUGGUGCCAUGAUUAUAAUAUUCCUGGUGGGGCUUCUGGUAGAGCAUUGGCACAGUCGGAAAAAAUGCCUGCCACACAGGAUCAGAGCUGUGCAAAGGCCACUUCCACCCCUCCCACUGGCCUAG